This is a messenger RNA of Penicillium mononematosum, 603 nucleotides long. RefSeq lists its product as uncharacterized. Bases 1 to 603 code for a protein of 200 amino acids. The record is from RefSeq and is a predicted model, not a curated record. NCBI's taxonomy places the organism in Eukaryota, Fungi, Ascomycota, Eurotiomycetes, Eurotiales, Aspergillaceae. The transcript has a single exon.
AUGGCCGCUCCUAAUACAGUUGAAUUUUACAACAAGCCAAACUACGACAGCCCCGUGAAGACCGCCCAACUCGGCGACGUCGAGCAUGAGAAAUUGGGAACUGGCUACCUCUCCUGCAAACUGGGAGACGGGACGAAGCUGCUUGUGUGGAAUCACUCAAACUAUUCCGAUUCGAAGGAAUUGACCAGCGACCAGACCAAUUUCCCAAAGGACAAGUCAGUUCAGUGCUAUCAAGUCAUCCCAGGCACCUCUUCUGUCGUUGGCGUCCGGUUUAAGGAUACCACCGGCGCUGAAAAUGGCCAUUAUUCACUUCUAAUGAAACUCGCCAAAAUUGGCGACGUUACAGUAAUGUCAAACAUGUCGGACGAAUACUCGAUUGCCGGUGUUGUUCCCCGGGAUGGUACACUGGUGACAACUGCCUUGUAUGUCCGGGACAAGGUUUCAGGUGCAUACGUUGCCACGGGAUCGAUCUAUUUCAAAUGGGACAAUGACAAGCAGAAAGUCGUGGUUGUGGAGCAGGAAGGCUGGCCGAAGAAGCAGCUUAAGCAGGAAGAUGAUGGUAAAGACAACUUCACUAUUACCUUGUUUUCGACGAAGGAAUAA